Molecule: messenger RNA, 2814 nt
Organism: Angiostrongylus costaricensis
Lineage: Eukaryota; Metazoa; Nematoda; Chromadorea; Rhabditida; Metastrongylidae
Source: the annotation of a GenBank genome assembly
AAUUAUCGAAUAUUUUUACGCAAUAGCGGCACAGUCGUGAUUCCCUAUUGUUCUGGUUCUUGGUCGGAUCUUGAACUCACCGAUGAGAAUAGACUUAUAAAUCGUUCCGAUUUCAGGGGUGUUCCUGCAAAAAAUACGAAGGCAUCUCGUUUUCCUGAAACGGUCUUGUCACAAAUACAAGAAAGCCUCCGGCGAAACUAUCGAAUUUCGGCGAGCACUGUAUUUCUCGACGUCGUGAAGAGAUUAGAGAAGGGUGAUGAGGCAUUCAUAUCAACACUUAAACGUUCAUCCGAGCGAUGGCUUCCGAUGCUGCUUCGAGCUUGUGGAAAGGCUACUUCUAAUGUGCCAAACUCGUCUCGGCAACAGAUUUUAGCACGACUUUGGAACGAAGUGAACAACAGAGGUAUGGGUCAGGCCGUAGUAUCACAUUUGAGUUUUAAGAAUUUGUCUCCUGACCAGCACACCUUUCAGCUUCUCCUUACUAGCCUUGCUCGGUCGGGCGAUGUCGAAGGAUGUAGAACAAUGGUGUAUGAAAUGGCUAAACGUGGUUUCCUGGUGGACAGUGCUUGUAAUGAUGCACUUGUGUAUUGCUUUGCGGUCAGAGGACAUCAUGCAAAGGCUGACUCACUAGUUGAGGCUCUGAGAAAGUAUGGUGCGGACGCUGUUUCGAGCUCUCAAGGAGCGUGCGCUAAAGCUGCUGCUGCUCGUGCAGAUUUGAAUCGGCUUAGGACGGUUCUACGACGCGCAGUUGUUGGGGAGGAACGCAAACUUAUUCUUUCCGCAAGCGAUAUUUUGGAAACUAUUUGGCUGUUAUCAGAAAAAAGCUUAGACGGAGAUGGAGCGGAGUUUGUCAAUCUCACGGAGCAGAUGCUCAAUCAUACAUGUCAUGGGUCUGGAUUUUUCCGACUGUUGAUUCGUGAAAUUGAAACGCACAUCAUGCACCAACACUACUAUACAGCUGUAGCUCUUCUGGAAGAUACAAAUAGGGUAUCGGAUUGUUUAAAAAACCAACAGAAGUCUCUCUUUUUAAACCAAAUUAUUAGUCAACUCAGCCGACAAGUGAUUCGUAAUGAAGUGAAUGUAGCGAAAAUCAACGAUAUCGCCAACCGAGUGGUUGCUAUUUUCCAAAAUCAUUUUUCACCUAUGUUUAGGCCGCGGAUUCAUGAUGAUCUACUAUUCGCCGCCAUUAUGUACAAGGAGUUUAGUAUAGAUAAAAGAAUGGAAUACGUUAGUGCCUUAGUGGAUAUGGUGGAUAGGGAACGAACUCGACACCAUUUGAUAUUACCGCUGCUAACCAGCACAGAUGAUGUGGAAGAUCGACUGAAACUAAUUUUCCGUUGCUGCAACUUGGGAUAUAAGGAUUUGUCACAACAUGAUAUUUCCGUUUUAUCCCACCUUUUGCUUAGGCCAAUUUACGGUGUGUCUGCACCCUCCUCUGGUUUUAGUAUUUCGAAACUGGAUAAGGUGGCUAGAAUACUCCGAAGUUAUGGCGUAGGCAACGAUUCGAUAUGGCAAACCAUAUACGCAUGGUGGCAAGACCAAACUUCUCGUGAGAAACGUAUGGAAAACCCGCAGUUAGCUAAACGACCGUCGGCCGGUGAAUUGCAAGGGUUAGUUUUUCUCUACUACAAAUGUGCAUUCUGUUCGGUUAAAGGUCCAAUUUUUCCAACAACGUACGACAGGUUGAAGAAAUUUGUGGAUGAUCGGGAUUCAUCGAAAGUAUAUGCCUUUGUUUCAUCGUAUGGUUGGCCUGAUGAUACGAAUUUCGAGGAAGUUAUACCUGAUCUUCUAGAUCUUUAUCUUAGUCAUGAAGAAUGGGGAAAUGUCAAAAAAAUGCUUAUUUCUUUAUGGCAAAAGGAAGAAGAUCCUUCGUAUUCUCCUAUCAAAAACUACCAUUUGUUGCAAAUUCUCAGGCGGUUGUCGAAUGAAGGCGAAGAAAUUUCUUUGCGGAAAAUUAUAAACUAUUCUUAUGAGUUGCGCCGACUAUUUCCCGAUGCUGUCGCAAACUACGACACUUUUUUCAACACUUUGCACGAGUACAACAAAUUGUUCGGAAGGUGUUUUGAAAGGCUUCCUAAUCCGUCAGUGGAGAAAAUUGAUGAGUGCAUUGACUUGCUGCGGACACUGAACAAAUUAGAGGUUCUCCUGCUGCAUCCAAGUGAGACACUCACAUCUGUAUUCAUUAGCAACGAAGCGGUCAAUACAUGGAUGAAAUUUCAGUCUGGCUUGUAUUGUUCUAACGGCAUUGUAGCCCUAUUGCGAUAUAGCAUUAUGCAGAAAUCCGAUAAUUCUAAGCGCAACAUACAAUAUGGUAAGUAUGCGUUGGGCAGCCAACAUGCCCAUCUUUUUUCUAAAAUAAUGAUAAUAAAGUUGUUUAAGUCGGAAAUCGACCCACUUGACUGCAUAAUGGCAAUGCGAUUUAUGAACGCUUUAAAAGCAAAAAUGGUGGACGAAGAGUUCAUCCGACAAUUUACUGAACUCUGUUUGAAAUAUACUACACUUAGCACGGACAUUGAGGCUAUACGACAACUUCAGGCAGACUGGAUUCGUACUUGUGAACAACGAAAACUGGCACCUCUUGCACUUCGAUUGUAUGAUUUGUUCAAGCGCUAUGGGAUUGAUCUACAGGACAACGAAAAACUUCGGUUAUGGAGUCUUAUUGGUGAACAUGAAAUUCUUGCGAAGUAUGUUUUUCAACCUCACGGCUUUUUACGAAUUAGCGCUAAUGACGACUUGAUUCAAAACAGUGAUAUUGGACAGAUUAAACGUGUUCUUGAAGAUGAAAUCUCUACCAGCAGAAGUCUGGCAUUGUAA